AUUUUUUUGAUAUUUACAUAAUUUAAUGUACUUUAAAAUCGGUGAUUCCUUUUGAAAAAAUUUGGAUUUCUUUGCUCGCGUAGCCAAUUUCCAGGAGGACCACCCAAAAGAAGUAUUUGGCGGUAAGGAAAGGCUUCAAUUUCAUGCAACCGAAAGAAAUUGUCAGAUUCCUUUCUUUUUGUUAUGUGGCAACUACGAAAUGCGUAUAUUUUUGUGAAUCUCUUUUAUGCUUAUUCCACACGUGUUCUGAAUGGGAAGGUUUACAACAAAAUAUUAAAAUACAACACACUUCACAAUUUGUUAAACAAAAUGGAAUUAUUUACAAUAAAUCGGUACACGACUGCGAAACCAGAGGAAGCAGGAAAAAACGAGGAGGCUAUUCUGCAGCAAAUUCUUUUAAAGGUGGAAAAUCGUAAAAGAAAAAAGAGCACUGUUGAAUUACUAGAUCUUCAAGCUGCACAAGAAAAAAAUAAAACUUUGGAAAAUGAUAUUAUUGGUAAAGACGAAGCUCAAUCAGAAAUUAAAGAUAUCAGAACAGUGGAAGAAAGCGAUGCUGAUAAAGAUGUUGAUCCAAUAGCCGACGAUGCCCGUAAUUUUGAAGCAAUUAAUUUUCAAAUACUUGGCGAAGAUGUGGACAAAAACAAGCCCAAGAGAGUCAGUAUGGUAUUGCCUUCUUGGCUGGCGCAUCCCACUAUUAUUUCAACAGCAGUUGCACCAAAAAGUGAGACAGCGUCGGACGAAGCUGCUAUUAAUAAGCUUACAUUUUUGGCACCACAUAUACGUCACACGCUCAAAGAAAUGCAAUUCACGCGGCUAUUUCCAGUGCAAAUAGCAGUGAUACCUUGGUUGCUUGAAGCACAAGCGAAACCACCACCAUUCCGACCACGUGAUAUAUGCGUUUCGGCGCCUACGGGUAGUGGUAAAACACUCGCGUUUGCCAUACCAGUUAUACAAUUACUUGCCAAUCGUGUUGAGCGCAAGAUACGUGCAUUGGUUGUGCUUCCAGUUGCCGAGUUGGCAUUGCAAGUUUUUAAAAUUUUCAAAAAGUUGUGUGAAAAGACAGAUCUAACCGUUUGUCUUUUAUCCAAAAAGUUUCCAUUCGCUCAGGAGCAAGAAAAACUAGUAGAGUUCUACAAGGGACAAUAUUACUCCAAAGUCGAUAUUGUAGUGACAACACCAGGUCGAUUGGUCGAUCAUUUGCAUGCGACUAAAGGAUUUUGUUUAAAAGCUUUGCGUUUUCUUGUUAUUGACGAAGCCGAUCGUAUAAUGGACGCAGUAUUUCAAAAUUGGCUUUAUCAUUUGGAUGAACAUGUGCGCACUACUUCUGACCAACUACUUUCAGGACGCGCUGCGCCUCUAUGUGUUCGCGAAUUGGAGUCCUCUUAUGGUACACAGCCGCAUAAAUUACUCUUUUCGGCAACGCUUUCACAAGACCCGGAAAAACUGCAGAAUUUACGACUAUUUCAGCCUAAACUAUUUACAUCCGUACUUGCUGAUUUAUCGGAGAUGCAAGAAAAGUUCGCCGACGUAACUAACAGUGAGGAGCAAAAGAGUGAACAAUUGAGACGCGGAGAAUUUAUCGGCAAAUACACAACGCCAGCUGAGUUGUCCGAGUGUUAUUGCAUCACAGAAAAUCGCAUUAAACCACUAUCGCUUUUCGCUUUGAUUAACGAAAAUGAAUGGUCCAAAUUUCUAUGCUUCACAAAUAGUAACGAAUCGUCGAGCCGGUUAUCAUUCGUUUUGAAAUCUUUGUUCAAAGGAGGGUUAGUUAUACGUGAGCUCAGUGCAUCCAUUACCCCAAAAGAGCGGGCAAAUGUAUUAAGUCAAUUUGCGCGUGGACGCAUCCAUGGACUGGUAUGUUCGGAUGCUUUAGCGCGUGGUAUAGACAUACCCGAUGUGGACGUAGUCAUCUCUUACGAUCUGCCUAGACACGUAAAAACCUACAUACAUCGCAUUGGACGCACAGCGCGUGCAGGUAGUCCAGGCACAGCAAUAACUAUGCUAACGCAAAAGGAACUGCAGCAAUUCAAUCAUAUUCUCGGAGAAGUGGGUAAAAAUCUAACCAAGGAAAUUUUUGUAAAGACCAACUAUGAAACGGAAUACGCCAAACAAUACACAUUGGCGCUUCAAGAUUUGCGCAAAAAACUUGAACAAGACAAACGCUUACAAUUAAUGAGAAAGGAACGCGUCAAGGAUAACGCCAAAUUGGCGGCUAAAGACCCAUCAAAGAUGUCCGUUAUGGAGAAAUUACAACUGCAGGCUUCGACACAAGUGGGUGUUAUGGAACAAGACAAGGAAGAAAAUCAAAUUCAAGAAAAUAAUGUCAAAAAUAAGUUGGUUAAGCGUAAGAAAUUUAAUGCGAGCGCAGGCAAAACUAAAGAAAUACAAAAAUAAUGUGAUCAUCAUAUGAAUGUGUCUUAGUUUUAUUAUUCAUGCCACAGUACAUAACAGAAGUACCGUUGUAUUUUAAUUUGCCAAAAUACUUUCCAUAAGGAGAUAGUCAAUAUUUUAGAUGUGUUUUUAACUACUUGUAUAAAGAAAUAAAAAAUGUUACCGUAGCUGCACACAAGCUGUAGAUAUUUCCACUCGCAGCUGACAGACGUUAUCAAAAUGAUAUAAUUUAAUAAAACUAAUUAUUGUAAAUUUCUA
Bactrocera oleae (olive fruit fly) is the source of this 2649-nucleotide messenger RNA. It is a transcript of the gene Dbp73D, whose product is annotated as putative ATP-dependent RNA helicase Dbp73D. Gene Ontology annotation, molecular function: ATP binding; nucleic acid binding. Gene Ontology annotation, cellular component: nucleus. Lineage: Eukaryota; Metazoa; Arthropoda; Insecta; Diptera; Tephritidae. The record is from RefSeq and is a predicted model, not a curated record.